Messenger RNA from Mangifera indica (mango), 2243 nucleotides. Its product is annotated as transcription factor PIF1. Gene Ontology annotation, biological process: regulation of DNA-templated transcription. Gene Ontology annotation, molecular function: protein dimerization activity; DNA-binding transcription factor activity. The transcript is spliced from 9 exons. The coding region runs from base 314 to 1900 and encodes 528 amino acids. The record is from RefSeq and is a predicted model, not a curated record. Lineage: Eukaryota; Viridiplantae; Streptophyta; Magnoliopsida; Sapindales; Anacardiaceae.
GAAAACACUGUUGAAACCACAACUGAAGAAGAUGAGCUGGGAACAAUAACAUCUAAGAAUGCGUCAAAGUCUAAUUCGUCUUUUACCUUCGUAUUAUUCGCACUGAGAGAGAAAAGCUAGAGGACCAGGAUCUUAUCUUUGGGCAAUUGGGCUUGGCUGCCUGGCCGCUGAAAGAAAUCCUCUGAAAAUAUUUCUCCAUCUCUCUUCAUCUUCUCCCCUUCUUUCUCAUACCCAAUUCUAGUAACAUUAACUGUUUCUGUAGAGUUUCAGUUACUUGUUCUUGUUAAGUUAUUUUCAUUUGUAUGUCGCGAGGAUGUAUCACUGUGUUCCGGAUUUUGAGAUGGAGGAGGAUUGCAGGAUCCCUACAUCUUCAGUUCUAACGCGCCCUAAAAAAUCAACCAUGCCCUAUCAGGAUGAUGUUAUGGAGUUGCUGUGGCAAAACGGCCAAGUCGUUUUGCAGAGUCAGACACAGAGACCUCAGAAGAGUUCAACGCCGGCUAAAUUCGAUGACGCCGUCAUUCCAGCUGUCCAAGCAGCUUCCAGAGAGAUCCCCUCACACCAACACCACCUCUUCAUGCAAGAAGACGAAAUGGCUUCUUGGCUUCAUUGUCCUCUGAACGACACCAAUUUCGACUCCGAUUUUUGCACCGAUCUUCUCUAUCAUGCUCCUUGCGUUACUUCAACCACCACCGCCACUCCUCCCCUUCGUACAAAUCGCGUAACCGACUCACGCCCAUCGAAUACGACUACUGCUUCGGCUUCAAGGCCUCCAAUUCCUCCGCCAAGAAGGCCGGAGAGUUUCGUACAGUUCUCGAAGCCAAGACCAGUGACUGAAACAUCAGGGCCGUCAAAUUCAAAAGGUGUGAUGUUGAGAGAAUCGACGGUUGUGGACUCAAGUGAUACACCAGCUGUGGGGCCUGAAUCUAGGGUAUCGGAGGCAGUGAGGAGUACGGAGGGUGCAUCGAGAGUGAACAACGUGUGCAGGACCAUGAGCGGUGCUGGAUUGGCAGGUACGUCAUCAGCCGGUGGAGGGGGAGGUGGAACAAGAGAUUUAACCGCAUGUGAAAUGACAGUGACAUCAUCAUCACCAGGCGGCUCCAGCACUAGUGCCGAGCCGGCUGAGAAGCCGCCAGCUGAAGAUCGUAAAAGAAAGGGCAGAGAAGCCGACGACGAGUGUCACUGCGAGGACGUUGAGUUGGAAUCUGCUGAUGCAAAGAAACAAAUUCGUGGAUCAACAUCAACAAAGAGAUCUCGUGCGGCAGAGGUCCACAAUCUGUCAGAGAGGAGGCGGCGAGAUAGGAUAAAUGAAAAGAUGAGGGCUUUGCAAGAACUCAUACCUCGUUGCAACAAGGUAUCUGACAAAGCUUCAAUGCUAGAUGAGGCUAUUGAGUACCUGAAGUCUCUUCAGUUGCAAGUGCAGAUGAUGUCCAUGGGGUGUGGCAUGGUCCCAAUGAUGUUCCCUGGCAUGCAACAAUACAUGCCGAACAUAGGAAUGGGAAUCGGGAUGGGCAUGGGCAUGGAUAUGGGAAUGACUCGGCCUAUGAUGCCAUUUACAAAUGUUUUGGCUAGUUCAACCUUACCAACACCAGCUGCUGCAGCUCAUUUGGGUCCAAGGUUUCCUAUGCCAGCCUUCCAUAUGCCAGCUGUUCCUGGUCAUGGUCCUGAUCCCUCCAUAAUUCAAGCAACCAACCAGUUAGAUCCCACGUUAAACUCUUUUGCCAUGCAAAAUCCAAACCAGCCACGGCUUGCAAAUUUUGUCGAUCCUUAUCAGCACUAUCUUGCACUCCACCAGAUGCAGUUACCACAACAACAGAAUCAAUCAAUGACCCUGCCAAGCGCGAGCAAGCCAAGUUGCAGCAAGGCAGCUGAGAAUCCUGAAAAUCACCCAUCAGGAACCUGAUACCAAUAGAUUAAGUUGUGUUGGUGGCUGAAGAUUCGAAGUUGGCAUGCACUGUGGUAUGGUGGGUUCCAUCUGUAGCACUCGUAAUGGAACAAGAAGUGAUGAAUAUUCCUAGUAUUACAGGAUGAUAUUUUCAGAAGAUCAGACUUGUAAAGGCCCCGUGCUUCCCAAGUUUUGUAGUGUAACUUUAAGAGAAAACCACCCACCUGAGAGCAGCUUUUGCAACUGCUAAUGUGCUUUAAUACACAUACCUAACAUGUAAUUAUUACAACCCCCACACGUAAAAUUUAUUUUCCUCUUAAACUGUCUAUUAUUAUUAUUAUUAUUAUUCUGACCUUUUUUU